Molecule: messenger RNA, 1521 nt
Organism: Gossypium raimondii (Peruvian cotton)
Lineage: Eukaryota; Viridiplantae; Streptophyta; Magnoliopsida; Malvales; Malvaceae
Product: defective in cullin neddylation protein AAR3
Exons: 9
Coding region: 311-955 (214 amino acids)
Biological process (GO): positive regulation of ubiquitin-protein transferase activity; protein neddylation
Cellular component (GO): ubiquitin ligase complex
Molecular function (GO): cullin family protein binding; ubiquitin-like protein binding; ubiquitin conjugating enzyme binding
Source: RefSeq, a predicted model, not a curated record
CGCUGCGUCACAUAGUACUCUAAUACCCUGGUUUACCUGAACCGGAAGUAAGAUCCGGUUCAAUCCUCACCGUAAAACCAAAACUUUUGUUUUCCUCAGUAUUCUUUCUCUAAAAUCAAAAUCCAAAUGGAAAAGAAAGGCUUGACAAUAUUUUGAUUUCUGUAAAACGCAUAGAAGAGAGAGGACUUUAUCUUUAAAACCAUACCGGUAAAGAGAAAGUUUCGAUUUUUUUUUCAUUUCUUUCAAGCUCAACCAAAAUAUAUAAUAGGAAGCCUAACUUGCCGGAGCUCCGGAAACAGUUAAGAAUCCGAUGGACUCCUUGGGUCCGAAUCGGUUUGAUAUCUUCGAGAUUUAUCGGCGAUUCUGUGAACUUAGAACAGGAUAUGAGCAUGUUUGUGAUGGAGAAGGCUACCGACAAGGCGAGGAAUCACAAAGAGCUAAGUUCACUAGGGACGCAUUGAACCAACUCUUAAAGAUGGUGGAAUCAAGGAUGCGUGAGAGGCAUAUGAAUGCAAUCUUUGAUGAACUUCUCAAGCUCAUGUUACAGCUCAACUUGAUGGUAGACUUUUCUGUAUUCUCGCGCUUCUAUGAUUUUGUUUUCUUCGUAUGCCGAGAAAAUGGUCAAAAGAAUAUUACUGUAAGCAGGGCAGUUGCUGCUUGGAGAUUAGUCUUAGCAGGCAGGUUCCGUUUGCUUAACCAAUGGUGUGACUUUGUUGAGAAAAAUCAGCGGCACAAUAUUUCUGAGGAUACAUGGCAGCAAGUUUUAGCUUUUAGUCGGUGUGUGCAUGAAACCCUAGAAGGGUAUGAUCCUGAAGGUGCUUGGCCCGUUUUAAUCGAUGACUUUGUUGAGCAUAUGUACAGAAUUUCGGGGUCGAAUAAAGAUACAAAUGGUUUCUGUAGCUAUGGUGAUUCAGGUCCCAGUUGUGUGCAUAUGAUGACUCUUUGCCCGGAUUAAAACUAGUUCCGGGGUUGAAGAGGAAGUUGCGUGAAUGUAACAAUGAUAAAAUGGAGUCCUUGGAACCAUUAUUCUCGAGCUCUCCGAACCCGAAUUGCACAUCAAAUUCCAAGAGAAGGUUUAUUUUGUGCAGAUCUGAUGAGAGGGAAGAUAAUCUUCCCCAGAAUUCAUGCGAUGAAAGCAUGGAAAUUGUUAAACAAAGUAGUCCGGUGGGUUCUUCCAAGUCUCCAUGUGCAGUUGAAGGUUGCAUGUCAAAGGGUUUAGCAGGGCUGUUAUCGUGUUGCUCGUAUUUUGCAGUUUGAUUGGGAAAGAAGAGUUUUGCUAUAGGUAGAAGCUCCCUAUGGAGGGGAAAAGAAUGGAUACAUGCUUUACUACAAGUCUAUGAAUUAGAUAAAUUCGUAUGUUAGCUUGUGGGGGGAGGGUUAUAAACAGAGUGCCAACAUUUUCGGAUGACUGUGGGAGGUUGAUUUCCUUUGUUUCAAUGUUUGAGGGGUGCUAAUAUCAUUGGUUUGUGGAUGUUUCGAUCCUGAAAUUAAUAAUUAAAAUUUUUGAAAAUUUUAGUUAAA